Messenger RNA from Naumovozyma dairenensis CBS 421, 7383 nucleotides. Its product is annotated as phosphatidylinositol kinase family protein. Gene Ontology annotation, molecular function: protein binding; protein-containing complex binding; protein serine/threonine kinase activity. The transcript has a single exon. NCBI's taxonomy places the organism in Eukaryota, Fungi, Ascomycota, Saccharomycetes, Saccharomycetales, Saccharomycetaceae. The coding region runs from base 1 to 7383 and encodes 2460 amino acids. Gene Ontology annotation, cellular component: nucleus; TORC2 complex; TORC1 complex. The record is from RefSeq and is a predicted model, not a curated record. Gene Ontology annotation, biological process: TOR signaling; protein phosphorylation; negative regulation of macroautophagy.
AUGCUUACGCUGAAGAAGAGAGCUGAAAGUAAAAGGCUGGCGAGAAAGAAGCUGGCUUCUACCUCACAUUCGACAGACGACAUAUCCACAACUUCCGGCCAAGUAUCCAUACCAAGUAAUCCAAACAAUAGUAGAAGAGUCUUAUUGGUUCCCGGAUCAGAUACAACUCGAUUAAAUGAAGGGGAUUUUACAACUGCAGAUUUAGACUCUGCAUUUUCUACGUUUGACCCAAUAUUUGAGCAGUUAAAAAGCCCCAUCUCACAAGAAAGGAUAAAUGCGGCAGCUGAAUUGAAUAUAUCUCUGAUCUCUCUCGUCAGAGAACUCUCUGUAGAAGACUUCCAACGUUUUAGUAAUAUUUUAAACAAUAAAAUAUUUGAAUUAGUUCACGGCACAGACUCAAAUGAGAAAAUCGGUGGUAUAUUAGCGGUAGAUACACUUAUCAACCUGUAUCUACAUACAGAAGAAUUACCAAACCAAACCUCAAGACUAGCUAACUACCUGCGUGUUUUAAUUCCAUCCAAUGACAUAGAAGUGAUGAGAUUAGCGGCCAACACGCUGGGGAAGCUCGCUGUACCUGGUGGAACAUUAACGUCUGAUUUUGUGGAUUUUGAGGUAAAAACGUGUUUGGAAUGGCUGACUUCCACACCUGAGACUAUAUCGUCAAGUUCUAAGCAAGAAUAUAGGAAACAUGCCGCUUUACUUCUAAUAACCGCUUUAGCAGACAAUUCUCCAUACUUAUUAUACCCAUAUAUUAAUCCUAUCCUCGAAAAUAUAUGGCGAGCGUUGAGGGAUAUUAAGUUAGUUAUUAGAAUGGAUGCCGCUGUAACUUUAAGAAAGUGUCUAUCAAUAAUACGGGAAAGAGACCCUUCAUUAACCAAGGAUUGGUUCCAAAAAUUAUUCAAAGGUUGCCAGAGAGGACUUACCUUGAAUACAAACGAAUCAAUACAUGCCACGUUGCUCGUUUAUAGAGAAUUACUAUCCUUAAGAGAUUCGUUCUUAAAUGGAAAACUGAACGAAAUAUAUCUAUCCACUAUAAAGUAUAAAGAUCACAAGUUUGAGGUAAUUCGAAAAGAAGUAUAUGCAAUUUUACCGUUGUUAUCAUCAUUUGAUACCAAAUUGUUUAUCAAAUCGUACCUCGAUCCAAUUAUGCUUCACUAUUUAAUGGUUUUGAAAAGUACAACGAGUAGCUCAACAGUAAACUCUGAUAAAGCUGCUAUACUAGUUUCUAUUGGAGAUAUUGCGUUUCAAGUUAAAUCACAUAUAACGCGUUAUAUUGAUCCCAUUCUAGACACAAUACGAGAUGGCUUGAAAAGUAAAUUUAAACAUAGGAAGUUGUUUGAAAAAGAGCUGUUUUAUUGUAUAGGAAAGUUAGCGUGUGCAGUCGGCCCGGCCCUUGCGAAGAACUUGAACAGAGACUUAUUGGAUCUGAUGCUUAACUGUCUGCUUUCAGAUUAUAUGCAAGAAACGUUUAUCAUUUUAAACAAAGAGAUACCUGCACUUGAAGCUACAAUCAAUUCACGACUUUUAGAUUAUAUAUCCGCAUCACUUUCGGGGCAAAAAUAUGAUGUAGCUGGAACGCUUACCCCACUGGAACCAUUGGAUAUGGAAAGGUCUCGUCGUUGGAGAAAUAAAAUAAUACAUGACAAAACCGGUGAAAUAAAUGACGAUAUAAGAGAUGCCCAAUAUUUAACGCAAGCGUUGAAAAUGCUGCGUUCGAUUAACUAUAAGAAAUCCUUGACAGAAUUUGCGAGACAGAUCAUAAUAUUCUAUAUUGAACAUGAAGAUAGUGAUGUCAGAAAACUUGCAGCGUUGAUAACCUGCGAGUUAUUUACAAAAGAUCCAAUUUGUAAACAAAUAUCGAGAAAUGCUUUGCAAUCUGUGUCUGAAGUCCUAAGCAAAUUAUUGACGGUUUCAAUUACUGAUCCCGUAUCUGAAAUAAGGUUGGAAGUUUUGCGACAUCUCACCUCUGCAUUCGAUUCCCAUCUUGCUCAACCUGACAAUAGUCGCUUACUUUUUAUGGCCGUAAAUGAUGAAAUCUUUACUAUCCAAAUAGAGGCAAUUAAGAUUGUCGCUCGAUUGAGUUCCGUUAAUCCGGCAUAUUUCAUGCCAUCUUUACGAAAAACAUUACUCGAAUUAUUAACACAAUUACGAUACUCUAAUAUGCCAAGAAAGAAAGAAGAGUAUGCGACGCUAUUAUAUACCAUGAUCCAGUCCGGUAGUGAGAUUACAAAACCAUAUAUAGAACCAGUUUUGGACGUUCUAUUACCAAGAUGCCAAGACCCUUCUUCUAGUGUAGCUUCAACUUCGCUGAAAGCCCUAGGGGAGCUUUCCGUGGUUGCUGGAGAAGACAUAAAAAAACAUCUUAAUGUUCUCAUGCCGCUAAUCAUAAAUACCUUUCAAGAUCAUUCAAGUUUCAAGAGAAAUGCUGCAUUAAAAACACUUAGUCAAUUAGCAACUUCUUCUAGCUACGUAAUAGAGCCUUUAUUGGACUAUCCAGAGCUGUUGGGUAUUCUGAUUAAUAUUUUAAGGGGAGAUGGUCCACAAGAUGUGAAGAGAGAAACAAUCAAGUUAAUUGGUAUUUUAGGUGCUCUUGAUCCAUAUAAAGUGAGGGCAAUUGAAGGACGUGCAAGUUUAGAAAGUCAAAUCGAACAAAACACUCCUUCAAUCGAUAUUGCACUUCUCAUGAAAGGAAUGUCUCCCUCCGACGACGAAUACUAUCCCACAGUUGUUGUAAAUACCCUUUUGAAAAUUUUAUAUGACCCAACACUUUCUUCUCAUCACACAGCUGUAAUACAAGCAAUCUUAAAUAUUUAUCAAAGUCUGGGGGUUCGAUGUGUAUCUUUUUUGGACAAGGUUGUCCCGGGAUUACUGUCAGUAAUGAGAACGUGCACCCCGUCCUUAUUGGAAUUUUAUUUCCAGCAACUAAGUAUGCUCAUUUCAAUUGUAAGGCAGCACGUUAGACCCUACGUAGAUGAGAUUUUCAGUGUUAUCCAGAUGUUCUUCCCUAUCAUUAAACUACAAAUCACUAUUAUUUCUACUAUAGAAGCCAUUUCAAAAGCACUUGAAAGUGAAUUCAAAAAAUACGUUCCCCUCGUACUAACGUCCUAUCUUGCUAUCCUUGAGAAUGACAAGUCGAAUAAAAAGGCGGUCUCAAUCCGAAUUUUAAAGUCCCUUAUCGUCUUAGGACCAUACUUGGAAGACUUUUCUCAUCUUAUCAUACCUUCAGUGGUAAGGAUGUCCGAAUAUUCACCUGGCAUGCUAGGAAAAAUUGCAGUUAUUGCAUUGGGAAAACUUGCAAAAAAUAUAAACCUUUGUGAAAUGUCGUCAAGAAUCGUUCAAACGUUGAUACGAUUGCUAAACAGGGGUGAACCUGACCUUAUUAAGACAUCAAUGAAUACUCUAUGCUUACUUUUGCUACAGCAAGGCACAGAUUUUGUUGUCUUUAUCCCAAUUUUGAACAAAGUCCUCAUAAAUAACCACAUACAACAUUCAAUUUACGAUCAGUUAGUCAAUAAACUAUUGAAUAAUGAAAGUUUACCUACUAAUAUUAUCUUUGACAAAGAAUUCGAUGUCUCCUCAAAGGAGCUUAAGGAAAAUGACUCUGGUUAUAAGAAAUUACCACUCAAUCAAGAAGCGUUGAAAAAUACCUGGGAAGCUAGUCAGCAAAGGACCAAGGAGGACUGGCAAGAAUGGCUGCGGAGAUUAUCCAUCCAAUUGAUACGAGAAUCGCCUUCACCUGCACUCAGGGCAUGUGCUAAUCUGGUAAGUGUCUAUUACCCUCUGGCUCGUGAGCUAUUCAACGCAUCAUUUUCUAGUUGUUGGAGUGACUUGUAUAGCCCGUAUCGAGAUGAUCUUAUUAAGGCACUAUGCGUGGCAUUAUCAUCCCCGCAAAACCCUCCGGAAAUAUACCAAACAUUAUUGAAUUUAGUUGAAUUCAUGGAACAUGACGACAAACCGUUACCGAUACCAUUUGAGACAUUAGGACAAUAUGCCCAGAAAUGCCACGCCUUUGCGAAAGCACUGCAUUAUAAAGAAGUAGAAUUUCUGCAAGAACCAACAGCGCCGACUAUAGAAGCUUUAAUAAGCAUAAAUAACGAACUCCACCAAAAUGAUGCGGCCAUCGGUAUUUUAAAGUUAGCACAACAACACCAUGAUUUACAAUUAAAGGAAAUAUGGUAUGAAAAAUUGCAACGUUGGGAAGAUGCGCUAACCGCAUAUAACGAACGUGAAGUUGCAGGUGAAGGAAGUAUCGAAGUUACUAUGGGUAAAAUGAGAGCGCUGCAUGCGUUAGGCGAAUGGGAACAAUUAGGUAGUUUAACAGAGGAAAAAUGGGCGAUCUCGAAACCCAAUGUCCAGAAAUUAAUGGCACCAUUAGCAGCUGGGGCUGCUUGGGGCUUGGGCCAGUGGGAUAAAUUAGAAGAAUAUAGUACAGUUAUGAAUGUCCAUUCUUCUGAUAAAGAAUUUUUUGAUGCCAUCUUAUGUAUCCAUCGGAACAAUCUCGAUGAGGGCCAACACCAUAUACUUAACGCGAGAGAUCUGCUUUUAACAGAAUUAUCAACACUAAUCAAUGAAAGCUACAACAGAGCUUACGGUGUCCUCGUAAGGGCCCAAAUUGUAUCAGAAUUGGAAGAAAUCAUUAGUUACAAAAAAUUACCGUAUAAUUCGAGUAAAAGAGGCUUAAUGAGAAAAACUUGGAAUAAAAGAUUACUUGGCUGCCAAAAAAACGUAGAUAUUUGGCAGAGAGUUUUAAGAAUUCGCUCUUUAGUCAUAAAGCCCAAGCAAGAUGCCGACCUUUGGAUUAAGUUCGCGAAUUUAUGUAGGAAAUCGGGUAGAAUGGGACUGGCUAAAAAAGCAUUAACUUCCCUUUUAGAAGAAGACGGUGAGCCACAUCGUUUCAAUACUGUUAGAGCAAGUCCACUGGUAGUUUAUUCACAGUUAAAGUACUUAUGGGCAAUCGGUUCUCAAGAAAAAGCCUUAAAAUAUCUGAUGAAUUUCACAUCUCGAGUGGCAUGUGAUUUAGGCCUCGACCCGAGUAAUAUGAUUUCUGAACAUUAUCCACAGAACGAUAGAAUUGCACCAGAAGCCACUGAAGAGUACAUGAAAUUAUUAGCACGUUGCUUUCUAAAACAGGGUGAAUGGCGUGUCGCAUUAGAGCCAAACUGGCGGCUCAAAAACCCAGAUGAAGUCCUGGGGUCGUACUUAUUGGCCACUCAUUUCGAUAACAGCUGGUAUAAGGCGUGGCAUAAUUGGGCAUUGGCAAAUUUUGAAGUUAUCUCGGUCAUUACAUCUGGUGGGGGGACGAAUAUUACCGAUAAAGAUAUCUCUUUAGGAAACAUAAAUCUCCAGAAAAGUGGUAUGAUCGGUGCAAACACAUUCGAUACGGAAGGAGGUAAUUAUCCACUAACCAUGAUCAAUAGACAUGUAAUUCCAGCAAUUCGUGGGUUCUUCCAUUCCAUUUCUCUCUCCGAUUCUAGUUCUUUACAAGAUGCUUUAAGAUUAUUGACAUUAUGGUUUACGUUUGGUGGUAUCCCAGAAGCAAACCAAGCUAUGCACGAAGGUUUUACAUUGAUUAAGAUCGCUACAUGGCUUGAAGUGUUGCCGCAACUAAUUUCUAGAAUUCAUCAACCCAAUCAGUUUGUGAGCAGAUCGCUAUUGUCGUUGUUAUCUGAGUUAGGUAAGGCCUACCCGCAAGCACUCGUUUACCCGUUGACGGUGGCGAUUAAGUCAGAAUCUGUGUCGAGACAAAGGGCAGCAUUAUCAAUUAUCGAGAAAAUGAGAAUGCAUAGUCCCGUUUUAGUCGCUCAAGCUGAACUAGUCAGUAGUGAGCUUAUUCGUGUUGCUGUUCUUUGGCAUGAAUUAUGGUAUGAAGGGUUAGAAAAUGCCAGCCGACACUAUUUUGGAGAAAAUGAUAUAUCAAAGAUGCUAUCUUCUUUGGAACCAUUACAUGAUUUAUUGCAGAAUGGCGCAGAAACUCUUCGUGAGAUCUCAUUUCAGAACGCCUUUGGUAGAGAUCUUAACAAUGCCUAUGAAUGGGUUAAUAAUUAUAAACAAACUAAGGAUAAAACUAAUCUGAACCAAGCGUGGGAUAUAUAUUAUAAUGUUUUCCGAAAGAUUAGCAAGCAACUACCAUCGUUACAAACUUUAGAGUUGCCACACGUAUCUCCUAAGCUUUUCAAUGCACAUGAUUUAGAAUUAGCUGUUCCAGGUACCAAUAUUUUAACUAAAGAAAUAGUUAAGAUAUCGUCAUUUGAACCGGUAUUUUCUGUAAUUUCAUCGAAGCAAAGGCCCCGUAAAGUUAAUAUAUUAGGAAGUGAUGGAAAACAAUAUCAAUAUGUACUAAAAGGGCAUGAAGAUAUUAGGCAAGAUAGUUUAGUGAUGCAACUUUUCGGAUUAGUAAAUACCUUACUGAAAAACGAUGAUGAAUGUUUCCGCCGUCACUUGAACAUACAGCAGUACCCUGCUAUCCCAUUAUCACCUAAAUCUGGUAUUCUAGGUUGGGUUCAAAAUAGUGAUACAUUCCAUGUUUUAAUUAAGGAAUAUCGUGAAGCAAGGAAAAUCCCUUUAAACCUUGAACAUUGGGUAAUUCUGCAAAUGGCACCAGAUUUUGACAAUUUGACCUUAUUAGAAAAGGUCGAAGUCUUUACGCAUGCCUUAGAAAAUACACAAGGUCAAGAUUUGUACAAAGUCUUAUGGUUCAAGAGUAGGUCCUCAGAAUCCUGGUUGGAGCGUCGAACUAUAUAUACCAGAUCACUUGCAGUAAUGUCCAUGGCUGGAUAUAUACUUGGUUUAGGAGAUCGUCAUCCAAGUAAUUUAAUGCUAAACAGAAUAACAGGAAAAGUAGUUCAUAUUGACUUCGGUGAUUGUUUUGAAGCUGCAAUAUUACGUGAGAAAUUUCCAGAAAAGGUACCAUUUAGGUUGACAAGAAUGCUUAGAAAAGCAAUGGAAGUAAGUGGAAUUGAAGGCACUUUCCGGAUCACAUGUGAAAAUGUUAUGAGAGUUUUAAGGGAUAAUAAGGAAUCACUUAUGGCAAUAUUGGAAGCUUUUGCGUUCGAUCCUUUAAUCCAUUGGGGCUUUGAUUUAUCGACAGAAAAGAUUAUUGAACAGACUGGAAUCGAUCUUCCAAGUACAAAUCCAAAUGACUUACUAAGAGAAAAUAGGGUAACUGUUGAAGAGGCAGCUAAGAUGGAGAUCGAACAGAAAAAUGCUAUAAGGAACGCUAGAGCCCUCCUAGUAUUGAAACGUAUUACAAACAAGUUGACAGGUAAUGAUAUCGGAAAUAAUCAUGAACUUGCUGUACCGGAACAGGUAGAACAAUUGAUCCAGCAAGCCAUCUCAGUCGAGAACCUGUGCCAACAUUACAUUGGUUGGUGUCCGUUUUGGUGA